UGAUGUUAUGAUCGAAAAUAGCCAUUACUUAUGUCAUAAUCUUCGUUUUUUGGGUUAAAAUUCAGUGGAUUUGCGUUCGAUCAACAUCGUUGAUCCUUCAUUGUUGCACCAUGGAGAACAGUUUUGAUCAGGAUUUGAUUUACGCAAUAUUCAAAAUGGUUUGGAGCAAGAAGACGAUAGAGCGGGAGAAGAAUGAAGAUGGCGAGACUUCCAAAGCGGAGGAACGAGCAGGAACAUCGAAGAAAAACAGGCCUACUUCUGCCAAUUCAAAUGCUGUGAAGCUGAGUUGUGAACUACUUCGACUCUUUGUCACAGAAGCAGUCCAAAGAGCGGCUACUAUUGCUGAAGCUGAAGGAGGAAACAAGAUUGAAGCAACACAUCUGGAAAGGAUACUUCCUCAAUUAUUGUUAGAUUUCUAAGGUACCUCAGGAGGUAGAAGAAUUAGACAUUACCAUCACUGUAGUAUUGGUUUUUCUCAUAAUUGAUGAAUGCAAACUUGUUUAAUUACUAUUUACUAUUAAUCAGUUCAGCCAAAGCUAUAUAUGAAUUACAUCAAUCAGAGAAACAAUGAAAAAUCUUUGUAGUA
Messenger RNA from Cynara cardunculus var. scolymus (artichoke), 586 nucleotides. RefSeq names its product protein MHF2 homolog. The record is from RefSeq and is a predicted model, not a curated record. Gene Ontology annotation, cellular component: FANCM-MHF complex; Fanconi anaemia nuclear complex. Gene Ontology annotation, biological process: resolution of meiotic recombination intermediates; DNA repair; kinetochore assembly. Bases 111 to 419 code for a protein of 102 amino acids. Lineage: Eukaryota; Viridiplantae; Streptophyta; Magnoliopsida; Asterales; Asteraceae. The transcript has 6 exons.